This is a messenger RNA of Protopolystoma xenopodis, 396 nucleotides long. NCBI's taxonomy places the organism in Eukaryota, Metazoa, Platyhelminthes, Monogenea, Polystomatidea, Polystomatidae. The record is from the annotation of a GenBank genome assembly.
AUGCGAGAAAAUGCUAAUAUCCCGUCCUUCAUUCCUCUUGACACAGAUAUCAUCAGAGCUGGAUCCCAUCCCUACAGCAGAUUUUUUUAUUAUUAUUUCUUUCUAAAUAAUAUUAUAUACCUCCUACCUACCUACUUCUCAUUUUAUCCACGUUCAGGUGUCUGCGAAAACAUCGCUCAUGGUGGUAUAACUCGAGGUGCAAGACGUAUCUGCGCCAAGUUAGAGGAAUUGCAUCUGAUCGAGCUUGCGCAAAAAUUGCGGCCAGACUACCCAAUCGUGGUGACAGGCCAUAGUUUGGGCGCCGGUAUCGCCACUAUUCUCUCAAUCUUGCUGCGUUCCAAGUAUCCGAAUCUAACCUGCUUGGCCUUUAGCCCCCCUCUUUCUUUAGUCAAGUAA